AUGGAGGCCAAUCCAAUAACAACGAUACCAAACUUGCCACCACUUAAAUUACCCUCUACCUCACAAACCACAGAUCUCCAACAUCUACAUGCACUGCUGCACCUCUUACAUCAUCGAAACCACAAUCAACAUCGUCGGAGCACAUGGUACCGUCACUUCAACAUCUUCCGUCGCCAUCUCGCGACCGUCCUGACACAUUUGUCUACACUCGCUCACGUUCCUACCACACACCUCGCUCGCCAUAAGAAGAAAGCCGAGGACGAGGCUUUGAGAUUGAGGAUACAGCAGACUUUGGCUUUCUGGCGUGAUGUCUUGGUGCCAAAGUCACAGCAUGCUUUUGGGCAGUUGAUAGCGGAUGGAAGAUUUGCAGUGUUGGGUGUGGUGCUCAUGGCAGUGCUGGGCAAUGUUUGUAGGGUGUUUGGCCUGGUUGGUGUGUACGAGGAGCUAGGUGAGGAGGAGACAAGAAGGGCGCUUGAAGAGUUUGCUGCUGAGGGUUGGGGUGAGGACGAAGGGCUAGGUGUUCUUGUACCACGAGAAGGCGAGAAGAGAGAGGAUCUUGGCGAAGUCCUUGUGAGAGAUGACGAGGAUGAUGAGCCCGAGACAAAUGCCAGGAAGACAGAGAAGGAGCUGAGGCAGUCCGAAAGUGGCUGUUUGGCUCCCGAACGUGAUAUGUUGGAGCAGAGUCGGAAGGCACUGAAAGCCAUCGCCACGAGCACACCUCUCUUGUUUCCGAGUGAUUCAGACACGCCUCCACCAAGAAAGAAGACCACAAAAAAGCUCAAGCCUACAGAUCCGAUCAGCAGGCAAAGGCCUACCAAGAUCCUCCCUGCGGUCAACUGGGACGACAACUCGACUACGCCGCUACCUAAACCGUCGUCAAAGGCCUCAUCGAUGACCUCAGAACCAGUCACCUCAGUGCCAACGACAAGCUCAAAGCUCAAGACAAAGAGGCCCAAACAGAAGGAAGAUGAAGCUUGUACCGGUGCUGCAAAGCCAGUCAAGAAGAAGAGAAAGAAGAAUGCAAUCGACGAUCUUUUUGCCGGUCUGUAA
Aureobasidium pullulans EXF-150 is the source of this 1050-nucleotide messenger RNA. RefSeq lists its product as uncharacterized. The transcript has a single exon. The record is from RefSeq and is a predicted model, not a curated record. Gene Ontology annotation, biological process: maturation of 5.8S rRNA from tricistronic rRNA transcript (SSU-rRNA, 5.8S rRNA, LSU-rRNA); nuclear-transcribed mRNA catabolic process, RNase MRP-dependent. Gene Ontology annotation, molecular function: rRNA primary transcript binding. Gene Ontology annotation, cellular component: ribonuclease MRP complex. NCBI's taxonomy places the organism in Eukaryota, Fungi, Ascomycota, Dothideomycetes, Dothideales, Saccotheciaceae. The coding region runs from base 1 to 1050 and encodes 349 amino acids.